Molecule: messenger RNA, 420 nt
Organism: Hibiscus syriacus
Lineage: Eukaryota; Viridiplantae; Streptophyta; Magnoliopsida; Malvales; Malvaceae
Product: peroxisomal membrane protein PMP22-like
Exons: 4
Coding region: 61-420 (119 amino acids)
Cellular component (GO): cytoplasm; membrane
Source: RefSeq, a predicted model, not a curated record
UCCGUUUGAAUUCUCAGCUGAGAAACAGUUGGAGGGAAAGUAAGCAGCUGCAAAGAAAAUAUGGGUUCGGUCGCAAAGAAGGGAUUGCAGAAAUACUUGUUACAGCUUCAACAUCACCCUCUGAGAACCAAGGCAAUUACGGCAGCGGUUUUGUCAGGGAUUAGUGACACUGUUUCUCAGAAGCUUUCUGGAAUACCCAAACUUCAGCUGAGACGGAUUCUUCUCAAAAUGCUCUUUGGAUUUGCUUGUCUAGGGCCAUUUGGACAUUACAUGUUCAUGUUUCUGGAUAAAAUUUUCAAGGGGAAGAGGGACUCCAAAACUGUUACCAAGAAGGUGGUGCUGGAACAAUUGACAAGUUCUUGCAACAACUUGCUCUUCAUGAUAUACUAUGUGGUGGUGGUUGAGGGUAAGCGGUGUUAG